CUUAAUUAGCAUUUGCAUCAUUAAUUUUUAUUUUUUACUUGCCAAGUGAGUAACUGACUUUAGACGAUCUUUAUAAAAAUCAGCAAAAUUUCCAUUCAUCCUUAUCAACUAACAGUUUUCAACUAUUAGUUUCAAUACAAUCAAAAUGCAACUAUUGUUUGUUUCAAUUUGGUUCUUAAAUAUCGCGAUUAAUGUCAAUAGUCAAAACCUAUCACCUGGUUCAUGUCCGAGCUUACAGCCUCCCAGUGGGUUUUUAUUGCCCAAGUAUUUAGGUAAAUGGUACGAAAUCGCCAGAACUGAUAACAUUUGGGAAAUCAAUUUGAAAUGUGUAACAGCAGACUACAGUUUGAACGAGGAUGGAACAGUGAAAGUUGACAAUCAAGGAUUUAAUCCAAGAGAUAAAUUAUCCAAAGCAAUAGGAACUGCUCGAUUAACAGAAUCAAGUAACUUGCUUAAAGUCAAAUUUUCAAGAUUCUCACCAGAAGCUCCUUAUUUGAUUGCCGAUACUGAUUUCAACAAUUACGCAAUUGUGGUUUCUUGUGUUGAUGUUUUCAAAGCUUUUAAAUUUGAAUCAGCUUGGAUUCUUUCUCGAUAUCCAACUUUACCUAAAGAUACUUUGGACCGAUUAUUCAAUGAUCUAGAGACAAAAUUUGGAGUGGAUAAGAAAACAAUGCAACUGGUUGAUCAAUCGAACUGUCCUGUCCGCGAUAAACAAUGAUCGAUGGACAUUCCAAGUUGAAACAUUAACCCGUAAUUUUUUCAUUCCUAACCCAUUAUACAACUUUCUAUACCUAACUAAUAAUUCCCUAAACUUUAUCUAACUUAAUGUAGACUACAAUUCAAAGUUUUCUGUAACCAUAUGACAGAUUUUUAAUAAAGAUGGGAAUUAGGAAAAUUA
This is a messenger RNA of Tetranychus urticae (two-spotted spider mite), 898 nucleotides long. Its product is annotated as apolipoprotein D. The record is from RefSeq and is a predicted model, not a curated record. Lineage: Eukaryota; Metazoa; Arthropoda; Arachnida; Trombidiformes; Tetranychidae. Gene Ontology annotation, biological process: lipid metabolic process; response to reactive oxygen species. Gene Ontology annotation, cellular component: cytoplasm.